Messenger RNA from Hippocampus comes (tiger tail seahorse), 1885 nucleotides. RefSeq names its product RAB11 family interacting protein 4 (class II) a (gene rab11fip4a). Bases 298 to 1743 code for a protein of 481 amino acids. Gene Ontology annotation, cellular component: midbody; recycling endosome membrane; endocytic vesicle. The record is from RefSeq and is a predicted model, not a curated record. Gene Ontology annotation, biological process: regulation of cytokinesis; endocytic recycling. NCBI's taxonomy places the organism in Eukaryota, Metazoa, Chordata, Actinopteri, Syngnathiformes, Syngnathidae. The transcript has 14 exons.
CAUCCUUCUUCAUCAGCAGCGGUUGUUGCAGCCGCAUCAGUACCACUUGUUCGACGCCUCUGGCGGGUCGGAUGGAGUCGCUGUUUGUGCAAUUUAAUUAAACGCAUGGAGCGACAUUUCGUGCGCGACCAGACAUUCACAUUGCUGUCACUGAGAGGAGGUUUGCGACGCGUGUAAAGACGAAGGCGUUUUUUCAUUCAAGUGAAUCAUUUGGUGGACAUUGUAGGCUUUCAUCGUGGCCAAGGAGACGAGGUUAUGAGACAUUGACUAUUUCUGUCUUACCUCUAACCAGUUUUGAUGGAGAGUUCUCAGCAUGACCAGAAUAGAGAGGCAAAAUUGGAUCUUCCCACUAUUUUGUGCACGCAGCCUUAUCCAGAAAGCUGCGUGCAUGUUCAGGAGCAGUGUGAAAUCGAAAGCGGUAUUGAAAAUGUCGACGUCUCUGACUUCUUGGACACUGUUUGGCAAAACCGGGAGGAAAAAUUUGAAGACUAUGGUGAAGGGAAGGACGCAGAUUACUCUCCAAGCAGCCCAGUCCAUGAAAAUGAAUCCCAAGCUAAAUGCUUCUCAAAUUUGGGAUCCUCUCGUCCAUCGAGUGGAGGACACGCAACUCAGAAAAUGCGGCAACUGUAUUCCAGUGAACUGCUGGAUAUCAACUGUUCACAGUGCUGCAAGAAAGUGAAUCUGCUCAACGACUUGAAUGCUCGCCUUCAAAACAUCAAGGCAAGCAGCCCCAGCAGAAGUAUAUCCAGCACAGCAUUUGGACACCAGCUGUUCCAGGUCAAUCACAAUGUGCUUGAUUCCAGUCAGGGUAGCAGCACGGAGGAUUUGUUCACAGAAAGUAUUGACUGUGAUCUCAACAUUACAGAGAAGGUGAGUUAUCUUGAGAAGAAGGUGACUGAGCUGGAGAGCGACAGUCUGGCCAAUGGGCAGCUGAAGUCGAAACUCAAACAGGAAAAUACACAACUUGUCCAUCGUGUGCAUGAACUAGAAGAGCAGAUGAAGGAUGUCGAGACAAAGGCAGAUCAGAGUCUGGAGGAAGAGACGAAGAGGCACGGCGAAGUUUAUUGCAAGAUGGAGAGGGAAAGAAACACAGAGAUAAACUUUCUGUGUAACAGGAUACAGCAGCUGGAAGAAGAGAAUGGAGAAAUGAAGACAAAUGUGUCCAGACAUAAGUCGCAGGCAGAGAAACUGGACCAGGAGAAGCAGAGGAUGAUGGACAAGCUGGAGGACACAAGCCUGAGGCUAAAAGACGAGAUGGACCUCUAUCGGAAAAUAAUUGACAAACUUUGGCAUAAUCGGCGUGAGUUUCAUAAGGAAAAGGAGGCCAUGCAAGAGCUGAUCGAUGAUCUUCGCAGAGAACUGGACUACUUGCAGCUGUUUAGGAUGGAAAUGGAGCAUCCGGGAAAACACAAGGGCCUCUCUGAGCACAAUACGAAGCCUCGGGAGAUGGAAAUGGAACAGGAAGUCAAGAAAUUGAAACAGGAGAACCAUAAAUUGCGAGAUCAGAACGAUGACUUGAAUGCUCAGAUUCUAAGUCUGAGUUUGUAUGAGGAGAAGAGCCUGUUUUCGUGCCAUUCAAAGGUCCAGUGUCUGGCUGCUGAGAUUGACAAUGCUUCACGGGAUGAGUUGGUCGACGCUUUGAAAGCACAGGAGGAGAACAACCUGCGUUUGAGGAAAUACAUGGACAAAAUAAUUUUGGCCAUUCUUGACCAUAACCCCUCAAUCCUGGAGAUCAAAUGUUAACAGAACUCUAGAACGCCUCUAUAUCCGACUAUAUCGAUUAAACAGGAGCAGGAUGUGUUCACGAAACACGAGGGUAAAUUAUUUUACUGUAAUGUGAUUUGUGCAAAAAAAAAAAAAAAAAAAAAGAUUUCAUUCAGUCUCU